This is a messenger RNA of Neoarthrinium moseri, 807 nucleotides long. RefSeq lists its product as uncharacterized. The coding region runs from base 1 to 807 and encodes 268 amino acids. NCBI's taxonomy places the organism in Eukaryota, Fungi, Ascomycota, Sordariomycetes, Amphisphaeriales, Apiosporaceae. The record is from RefSeq and is a predicted model, not a curated record. The transcript is spliced from 2 exons.
AUGCUAUACAGGGGUGACUACAGCAUUAAGGACCUUCGACGCGAUCUGGAGACUGGCCUAGGGUGGGCACAUUCGACAGAAAGUGUCGCAAGAUACUUGGAAACCAUUGUAAACGAGCUCAGCAAACUUAUUCCAAGGGGAUCCUAUCGACACACUUCGAGCCAGGAUAAGAGUGACACAAAGAAAGUAGUGACAACUUCUUUCUACAAAUACAAAGGCGGAAAGAUUGCCACGUGCCAUGCCCAUGGAGAUGGAACAUGGAGCAUCGCUUUCACUCUACUGGGAGAGGAAGAGCUCAAAAAGCAGCAAGACUUAGGAAGCAAGACAAACGAAGAUCAGCUGGAGGUCCUCGUGAAUACUGAAAGGAAUGGGGGACAAUUAAUUCACCAUGGUGAAAUCAAGAACAAGCCACAAGCCUGCCGUGGCCAUAUCUCUCUGAACAAUGAUGAGGCACAUCGAACGCAUAAGGCCAGACCUCAAAAAGGGGGAUACGUGCCCGAGGGUCCGCCCGCCGUAUCAUCUACUGGCCACCGAGCCUUAGAAGAUCAUAGCUCUAUCUCGGACGUCGCUCAGCCGACAUCAAAUAGUCGCGCAGGGGGUCAUUUGGCAUAUUAUCAACGAUCGCGCGACAGGUUAAGUCUUGAACAGAAGCAUAUAGCUUCUGAAUUAGCAAAGGAUGUCCUCACGCGAAAGGAAGAGAGGGAUUUGUUCCAAAGACUCAAGGAAAUGCCAAGGGAAGAACAGGAACAAGUUAUGAACCUUACGAAGACAUUCAAGUCUCAGAAAUCAACGGCGUCAGGCAGCUAA